AUGGCUUACAAUAAUAGAAUACACAAUGCUUAUGCAGAUGAUAGGCGACAUGACCGACAUCCUUCGUGGAACGUUUGGAGGAAAGGCGACCCUCCGCUAAGUAGAGAUCGGGACGGGGAUCGCAACCGAGAUUAUGAGCGCGAGCGCGAACGCGAUCGGGACAGAUCUGCUAGGCGUACGUCUGACCUACACCGCGAGUUGAGGGACCGAGAAUCAGACAGAGGCAGGGAAUACGACAACGACAUUGAUUCCCGUCGGAGAGAACCCCAACUCAAGGUUAGCAUUCCGGAUGUCCAACCCCGGGGAACCGCAACAUCUUCGAUCGGCUCGCUAUCUAGCUCCCGUGCUGCUCCGGCAGGACGACCACCACCGACAAAACCUGCUGCUGAUCAAAGCAACACUGCCCCAUCCACUCCAAACCCAUCAGUGCCAGCUCCUCCAGAGGCGAGAGAUCCCCAAUUCCAGGAACUUUUCGGGUUGUUGUAUCAACUAGGCGAAAUACAACAUAAGCGCACUCGGUUGAUAUGGCAGGGAGACCAGCUAAAAAAGGAGAUGCAACGUCGAGAGCGUGAUGCUGCCAAAUUCGGGGCCAACUCUGACAGGGCAGCUGACUUCCCCUCCGUGUUAGAAGUUGCGAAGCAAAUUAAAGAACGAGACCUAGCGGAAGUUUCCCUGUUAGAAAAGAGAAAACAGUCUCUUGAUCAGACGUACUUGCAAAUUCUCGAAGCUUCAGCUAAGGAGGUUUACAGCCUGAAUCGCGCAGAACAACAAGCGCCGUCAACAGCUGUUGUCCCAGCAGCAUCAGCUUCGUCCAUGUCCAACCUGGAGUCUAAAUUCGCCGAGUUUCAAAAGCAAUUCUCGCAAGCCCAGCAUCAAAUCGCGGGGCUUGAAUCGAAGCGUCAGAAGUCGGAUGAGGCCAUUGAGGAGCUAAAAUCACAGAAUGCCGAGCUGAAAUCGGAAAAUGCCAAAUUGAAGGAAGACGUAGAAUCGCUGGUUUUUAAGAUGGCCGCCGCCGAGUCAAAUCUUGUCGACUUGGGGAACAACAAGGCGUCUUUGGCCGAUGUCGGUGAAGUCGUUACCCAAAUCGGUGGUCUCACUCACCAGCUUGAGUUACGGCAACAAGAAAUUCAACAAAUCGGGAAUCGGACCGAGGAAUUCGAGACAACAUACAAGUACUUAUCCUCGUCUAUAAGCAAGAUGGAUCAAAAAAUCGCGAACUACGGAGAUGAGAUUUCAGUCGUCAAGGAUAAAGUCGAAAAUCUUGACAUCGGUUCGUUGGACAACAUAGUGGACUUAUGGAUUUCCCUAAAACUGCCAGAAAAGCUGCAGAAGUGGGUUUCCCUAGAGCUCCCAGAAAAAUUGCAAAGUUACGAUACGCAAUUGCUUGCUCUUCGAUUCAAGGAGCGCGAAACUGAGGCAACUCGUCAUUCCAACUCCCACGGCAGCCUCGGGAAGGAUAUGGCAAUGUUCAAAAUGCUUCUAGAAGAACAAGGCAAGAAGCUGGAAAAUCGGAUGAUAAAUGCCAUAGGCGAGCUCCAAAGAUGCCUGGACAAGUCGGGCGACGCGUGUGCGACGAUGGUCGACGACUUGUCGAGCAGAGUUGCAAAGCUGGAGACACAGCCACAGAACGUCGUAUCAUCAAGAACUCUUGCCCUGACCCCUACACUCGAGACUCGUAUCUCGAAUCUUGAGAAGGAAGCUAGGAACAGCCCUAAGCCCAUGACCGACCGGAAUGUAGAGACGCGGCUAAGACGCCUGGAGGAGCAAAACUUGGAGGAGCGCAUGAAUCAAGAAGUGGUCGCCAUUCAGCAGCUCUUUAGUGUGGUUAAUUCGAACGUCAACCACGUCAAAGCUGAUAUUAACAACCUGAAUCAGUGUUAUAAGUCCCACGAUUUGGCCAUCGCGUCCUUCAGCGAGCAAAUCAACAACAUAUUCACCAAGCCAUUUGCGGACCUGGUCCUCAAGCAGUUGGACUCGCUAGCACACCGGCUUGCACCAAGGAUUGAUGCUAAUGAAAAAAGGAUGAAGUUCGUGCUGGAUGAGUUGGAAUCCGCCAAACGUGUCAUAGGCUUGCUGCCGCAAAAGAGAUCGGCUUCUCCUUCGGGCAGAAGAGCAUCGGAAGAUGGAAGCAAGCGGAGACGGGUUGGUGAAGUCAACGGCGAUGAAGCACCUAUGAACGGCGGACACUAA
This is a messenger RNA of Pseudomassariella vexata, 2190 nucleotides long. RefSeq lists its product as uncharacterized. Lineage: Eukaryota; Fungi; Ascomycota; Sordariomycetes; Amphisphaeriales; Pseudomassariaceae. The transcript is spliced from 2 exons. The record is from RefSeq and is a predicted model, not a curated record. Bases 1 to 2190 code for a protein of 729 amino acids.